This is a messenger RNA of Lycium ferocissimum, 1137 nucleotides long. RefSeq names its product probable 2-oxoglutarate-dependent dioxygenase AOP1. The record is from RefSeq and is a predicted model, not a curated record. The coding region runs from base 63 to 1022 and encodes 319 amino acids. Gene Ontology annotation, molecular function: dioxygenase activity. Lineage: Eukaryota; Viridiplantae; Streptophyta; Magnoliopsida; Solanales; Solanaceae. The transcript is spliced from 3 exons.
ACUAAGCAAUUAGAGGCCUGGGAAACCAAAAGAAAAAAAACGAGAAAAUAUAGAGAUAUAUUAUGGGUUCUCUAACAGAAGCUUCACCAAAACUACUAGUAGUAGAUUUCAAUAAUGAAGAAUUAAGGCCAGGUACAGCCACUUGGGAAUCUACAUGUAAAGAUAUUAGGCGUGCCUUUGAAAACCAUGGUUGCUUCAUAGCACUUUAUGAUAAGAUCUCACCCCAACUUCGAAAAUCUAUUUUUCAAGCUAAUUCCCAACAAUUAUUUGAGCUCCCAUUAGAGAAAAAAGUCCUAAACACCAAUGAAAAGCCUUAUCAUGGCUAUGUUGGCCAAAUCCCAUUUCUACCUCAUCACGAAGCUUUUGGUAUUGAUUAUGCAACCACUUCUCAUGGUAUUCAAAGCUUUUCCAACCUCAUGUGGCCUCAAGGAAACAACUCUUUCUGUGAGAGUUCGUUGAUGUUUUCCAAGAUUGUGGCGGAGUUGGAUGAGAAGGUUGUAAGAAUGUUAUUUGAGAGCUACGGAAUAGCGAAAAACUGUGAAUCGUACUUUGAAUCAACCACUUAUCUCCUUCGAUACAUGAAAUAUGACGCACCAAAGACGAAAGAAACUAGUAUGGUUCUCCCCCCACAUACUGAUAAAACAUUCACGACCAUACUCUAUCAAAAUCACAUUUCAGGCUUGGAAGUGCAAACUAGAGACGGACAAUGGAUUACUCUGGAGUUCCCACCAUCUUCUUUUGUAGUCAUGGCUGGUGAAGCAUGCAGAGGAUGGAGCAAUGAUCGGGUGCUUACUCCAAUUCAUAAGGUGAUGAUGGAUACAAAUGGGAGUGAAACAAGAUACACUAUUGGAUUAUUUACUUACUUGAAGAAUGAUAAAUUGAUAGAAGUGGCAGAGGAACUGCUUGAUGAAGAACAUCCAUUGAAGUUCAAGCCAUUUACUCAUAUAGAUUUGAUCAAGUUCUUUGACACAGAACGUGGUCGAAGAUCGCAAAAUUUACUCAAAGAUUUUUGUGGUGUUUGAAAAAAUAAUAAUUUUCAUGUAAUUAUAUCAGGUCUCUAUAAUUUCUAUAUCCUGACCAAGUAAUUUACUUCUCCUGUCGCUUGUCUGUAUAAUGAACCCAAUAAAAUAUUGUACA